GUGGGGAAGGGCUUAAAGGCUGAGUCAAAAGCCAAGAAGUCUCUUUAUUUACGCCUACCUCCCAGCCCCUGGCAAUCUGACUAAUAACAAACUGAGCUAACAAGAAAGACUAGAAAGAACAGAGAGAACACAGAAGCAGCUUGGAUCUAAAAAUCUGGAAAAAAAGAAGUGAUCAAGUCAAGCUCUUCUGAGCAUCUUGUUUGUUUACUGCAUCCAAAUGCUUGCAAACAGUUAACUAUAUGCAGAAAAGUCAGCAUAGCUCUGAAGUAUGCUGUGAAUUUUAAUUGAGGAUAAAGGACAACUGCUUACAGGAUGGUCUAAUGUGCACGCUACUUGGAAGAUUUUUUUCAAUUGAAUGCUUUGUACUUUGUCUUCUGAACAAAGAUUUUAACUUUGUGGAGCCCUAGUAUUAACAGAGCUUGCAGCAAAGUGAAACAGAAGAAAGUGGGCAUUUUUCACAGAGAAAAAUUACACCGCAUUGAAACAGCUGCUCCGACUGUGCAUUACUGAGCAUUUCAGGGAGUGUUACUGCUGCACAGAAUCUCCUGCACAAGAUGAAGCCCUGGAUUUUUAUUCUAUAUUCAGUUGUGGUUGCAUCUGAUCCUUUCCAAUCACAGCCUUCUUUUUCUUCAGUCAGAGGAAUUUGUCAGAGUUUGUGUUCCUGUGAAGAAAAGGAUGAUACCAUGAUUAUAAACUGCGAAGAAAGAGGCAUCAAGAUGGUAUCAGAAAUAAAUGUCCCACUAUCACAGCCUUUCCAUCUUAAUCUGUUAAACAAUGGUCUGACUAUGCUACACAUGAAUGAUUUUGCUGGCCUUGUUAAUGCCCUCUCUCUACAUCUUGGUUUUAAUAAUAUUGCAGAUAUUGAGCCUGGGGCUUUCAAUGGUCUCAGCCUUCUUAAGCAACUUCAUAUCAAUCACAAUUCUUUAGAAACACUUAAAGAAGAUACAUUUAAUGGAUUGGAAAAUCUGGAGUUUCUUCAAGCAGACAACAAUUUCAUCACAGUGAUUGAAGCAAGUGCCUUUAGCAAGCUCAACAGACUUAAAGUGCUUAUUUUGAAUGAUAAUGCCAUUGAGUAUCUUCCUCCAAACAUAUUUCGUUUUGUGCCAUUGACCCAUUUAGAUCUUCGUGGAAACCAGUUGCAGACACUGCCCUAUGUUGGCUUUUUGGAACACAUUGGUAGAAUACUAGACCUUCAGUUGGAAGACAAUAAAUGGGCUUGUAACUGUGAUUUGCUGCAGCUGAAGAUAUGGCUAGAAAACAUGCCUCCUCAGUCAAUAAUAGGUGACAUUGUAUGCAAUAGUCCUCCAGUUAUCAAAGGCAGCAUAUUAAGCCGAUUGAAAAAAGAAUCACUUUGUCCCACUCAUCCUGCCAAUGAACUUGAAGAUCCUUCAGGGUCACUGCCCUUGGUUGUAACUUCAUCUGUCAGUGAUAAUCACCUAUCAACUAAGGUGAUUCCUAUCCUGAAAGCUCCUACUAAAGAACCACGUUUCAAUCUACAUACUUCAAAGCCUACUACACAGUUUCCAGGAAUCUAUUGUCCUGUCCCCUGUCACUGCACCAGCCACAUGCUCUCAGGAGUUCUCAUGCACUGCCAGGAGCGAAAUAUUGAAAGCUUGUCUGAUCUAGGGCCCCCUCCUCCAAAUCCCAAAAAGCUUAUUUUAGCUGGAAACAUUAUUCAGACAUUACAGAAAUCAGAUCUUGUGGGUUAUGCCGGUCUGGAAAUGCUUCACCUGGGGAAUAAUCGCAUUGAAAUUCUUGAGGAAGGAUCCUUUAUGAAUCUGACUAGACUUCAGAAAUUAUAUCUCAAUGGAAAUCAUCUUACAAAGCUCAGUCAGAAUCUCUUCCUUGGCCUUCAGCACCUUGAGUAUUUGUACCUUGAAUAUAAUGCCAUCAAAGAAGUGUUGCCAGGGACAUUUAAUGCAAUGCCGAAACUUAAGGUCCUCUACUUAAAUAACAACCUCCUGCAGACUUUACCACCCCAUAUCUUUUCAGGUGUUCCACUCACCAGAUUAAACCUGAAAACAAACCAAUUUGCUCAUUUACCUGUGAGCAAUGUCUUGGAUGAACUGGGUAUGCUGGUACAAAUUGAACUUGACGACAACCCCUGGGACUGUACCUGUGAUUCAGUUGGGCUGCAGAAAUGGAUACAAAGACUGAGUAAGAAUACAAUGAUGGGUGAUAUUUUUUGUAAAUCUCCAGGUCACUUAGCAAACAAGGAUUUGAAAUCCCUGAACAGUGAAGUUUUGUGUCCAGGUUUAAUGAACAGCCCUGCCCUACCAACUCAUGCCAGUUUUGUAGUUGUUACAACUUCUACUACUACCAACACUGCAGACUCCCUCCUGCGGUCUCUCACAGAUGCCGUCCCACUUUCUGUUCUAAUAUUAGGACUUCUAAUUGUGUUUAUAACUAUUGUGUUUUGUGCAGCAGGAAUAGUUGUUCUUGUUCUGCAUCGAAGACGAAGAUGUAAAAAGAAACAAGCAGAUGAACAAAUGAGGGAGAGUAGCCCAGUUCACCUUCAGUACAGCAUGUAUGGACAUAAGACAACACACCACACAACGGAGCGCCCAGCUGCAACCCUCUAUGAGCAAUGUAUGGUUACUCCCAUGGUUCAGGUCUACCGCAGCCCCUCAUUCAGCCCCCAGCAUAAUGAGCUACAAGAGGGGGGAAGUGAAAAGCAAGCUAAUGAUCCUAAACAUCUCCGCCGAAGUCUCCUGGAAAGAGAGAACAGUUCACCUUGUACAGGUUCAAACGUCAAAUAUAAAGCUACAGAUCAAUCUGCUGAAUUUCUGUCUUUUCAGGAUGCCAGCUGUUUGUAUAGAAACAUUAUUGAAAAAGAGAGAGAACUGCAGCAACUAGGAAUCACGGAGUAUCUAAGAAAAAAUAUUGUCCAUCUUCAGCCUGACAUGGAAGUUCAUUAUCCUGGAACACAUGAGGAGCUGAAGCUAAUGGAGACACUAAUGUACUCUAGGCCAAGAAAGGUUUUUCUAGAACAAACUAAAAACGAAUAUUUUGAGCUCAAAGCUAAUUUACAUACCGAGCCCGACUAUUUGGAAGUCCUGGAGCAACAAACAUGA
Molecule: messenger RNA, 3074 nt
Organism: Chaetura pelagica (chimney swift)
Lineage: Eukaryota; Metazoa; Chordata; Aves; Apodiformes; Apodidae
Gene: SLITRK6
Product: SLIT and NTRK-like family, member 6
Exons: 3
Coding region: 555-3074 (839 amino acids)
Biological process (GO): positive regulation of synapse assembly; regulation of presynapse assembly; axonogenesis
Cellular component (GO): membrane
Molecular function (GO): protein binding
Source: RefSeq, a predicted model, not a curated record